GAAAUAAGCUGCAGAAAGUUGUAGACUUAGUCAGCUCCAUCAUGAGCACUAGCCUUCAUAGUAUCCCGGACAUCUUCAAGGACCGAUGCCUCAGAAAGGUGGCUUCCAUCAUUAAGGGGCCCUCAUCACCCAGGUCAAGCCUUGUUCUCAUUGCUACCAACAGGAAGGAGGUACAGAAGCCAGAAGGCACAGACUCAAUGAUUCAGGAACAGCUUCUUCCCCUCUGCCAUCCGAUUUCUGAAUGGAAAUUGAACCCAUGAACACUAGUUCACUACUUUUUAUUUCUGUGUUUGCACUACUUACUUAAUUUAUAUAAAGCGCGCACGUGCGCACACAUACACACGGUAAUUCAUAUUUUUUCUAUUGUUAUGUAUUGCAUUGUACUGCUGCCACAAAAACAACAAAUUUCAUGGCAUAUUCCAAAGAUUUUAACCUUGAUUCUGACUCUGAAGUGCUGAGAUAGAAAACUAAAGGGACAGUCUUAUGAAACCUUUGGUCACAACCUUUGGACUGAGCAGAGGCAUUCCACAAAGCCUUGACUAAUUUCUUUGUGUGUUCUCCAGUAUAGAGAAGACUGUUUUGCACCAGAAUUACUGUUUCACUUGCAAGGUCAGUUUCAUUGACUGGAUGUUAGGAAGAAACAAGGUACGUGGGCAGAUAUUACAUUGAUUCCGAUAAGGACUGAAUUCUAUUCUCCCAUUUCUUGCUCUCCAUCAUGGCUGUUCUGACGAUGAAACUUUACACACUGAAGCGGUCCAUGGCCUCCUGUUAUGCCACAAUGAGGCCACCCUCAGGGUGAAGGAGCAACAGCUUAUAUAUAGCCUUUAACCUGAUGGCAUGAAUAUUGACUUUUCUUCCCAACAAAAAAUUCCCAACCCCUUCCCUCUUUUUCUAUUCCCCAUUCUGGCCUCUUACUUCUUCUCUACCUGCCUAUCACCUCCCCCUGAGUCCUCUCCUGCUUCCCUUUCUCAUAUGUCCACUUUCCUCUCCCCUCAGAUUCCUUCAUCUCCAGCCCUUUACCGUUCCGACUCACCUGGCUUCACCCAUCACCCCUCCUCAAAUCUGGCAUUUCACUCACUGAUUCCUAUAUGGACUAUAUUCUAUUCUGGCAUCUUCCCCCUUCCUUUCCAGUCCUGAAGAAGGGUCUCGGUCCAAAACGUCAGCUCUUCGUUCAUUGCCACGCGUGCUGCCAGACCUGCAGAGUUCCUCCAGUAUUUUGUGUACGUUGCCUCAGGUUUUCACUUUCUUCCAAAGGUGCCCUCGAUUGUCCCGGAGAGCUGUGUGCUGGUGUGUGUGGGCCUCGUGGUCGGAGGUCUGAUAAAGGGUGUAGGAGUCAAUCCACCUAUCCUGAAGGCAGAAGUGUUCUUUUUCUUCCUCCUUCCCCCCAUCAUUUUGGACGCCGGCUACUUCUUGCCAUUCAGACCAUUCACAGAGAACCUGGGAACGAUACUGAGCUUUGCUGUGAUCGGAACGCUGUGGAAUGCAUUUUUCGUUGGAAUGCUGAUGUACGCAGUGUGCCAGUUUGUCGGGAACGAUCUGGAAAAUAUCAGCCUGUUGGCCUGCCUGGUUUUUGGCAGCAUCACUUCAGCUGUGGAUCCCGUGGCGGUGCUGGCUGUCUUCGAAGAGAUUCACAUCAACGAGUUGCUGUACAUCCUAGUGUUUGGAGAGUCCUUGCUCAAUGAUGCAGUGACUGUGGUGCUUUACCACCUCUUCGACGAAUUUGCUCGUGCCAAUACAAUCGGAGCCAAGGAAGUGGUCUUCGGAUUCCUGUCAUUUUUUGUGGUGGCUCUUGGAGGUGUCCUUUUUGGAAUGUUCUUUGGAAUUUUGGCUGCCUUUACCUCCCGCUUCACAUAUCGCAUUCGUGUUAUCGAGCCUCUCUUUGUUUUCCUCUACAGUUACAUGAGUUACCUGUGUUCGGAGCUCUUCCAUCUUUCAGGAAUCAUGGCCCUCAUUGCCUGCGGUGCAGUCAUGCGGCCUUACGUGGAGGCAAACAUAUCUCAUAAAUCACACACCACCAUUAAAUACUUCCUGAAGAUGUGGAGCAGUGUCAGCGAGACGCUCAUCUUUAUCUUCCUGGGUGUGUCCACUUUUGCUGGGCAACACGAUUGGAAUUGGAUCUUUGUGAGCAGCACAGUGAUAUUCUGUCUGAUCGGACGGGUCCUGGGUGUUCUGGGUCUGUCUGUAAUACUUAACAGAUUCCGCAUUGUGAAGCUCACGCCCAAGGACCAGUUCAUAAUUUCAUAUGGGGGCCUACGAGGAGCUAUCGCCUUUUCACUUGGCUACCUGCUGGACGAAGAGUUCCCUCGAAACAUGUUCCUCACUGCCAUUAUUACUCUCAUCUUCUUCACUGUCUUUGUACAGGGGAUGACCAUUCGACCGUUAGUUGAAUUGCUUGCUGUGAAAAAGAAACAAGAUACCAAACGUUCCAUUAAUGAAGAGAUCCACAUCCAGUUCCUGGAUCAUUUGCUGACUGGUAUUGAAGAUGUAUGUGGACAUUACGGACAUCAUCACUGGAAAGACAAGCUGAGCCGGUUUAAUAAAAAAUAUAUUAGGAAAUGUUUAAUUAGCGGCGAAAGAUCCAAGGAACCACAGCUUAUUGCGUUUUAUCACAAAAUGGAGAUGAAAAAUGCGAUUGAGAUGGUAACGACUGGUGGCCUGCCCAAGGUUCCAACGGCAGUAUCCAUUCAGGAAAUUACAAGAAGAGGUACAGUCACUGAACGACUGCUGCCCACACUUUCUAAAGAGAAAGAGGAGGAAGUCCGGAAAAUACUUAGAGAGAAUCUCCAAAGAACAAGACAGCGGCUUCGAUCCUAUAGCAGGCAUACUCUGGUUGUUGACUCAUACGAGGACCAAUGGAGCCAAAUCGUUCUGAAACGUCAAAGAUUGCAGAACUCUGAAGCACGGAUACCUUCUCAGGUAUUAACUCAGCCUCUCGACUGGGAAUCCUCGAGGACUUCCAAUCUAAAAGUGGAAUCAGAAUCCAUGAAUAAUGAAGGCGCUGAUUCUGCAGAAAAUAUGCUAAUGGUCACUGUUAAAUUACCCUCUGAUUCCUCCUCGUCGACAGUUGACACUUUACGCAAACCUUCUGCGUUGGAGCAAGAAGAUAACAGUUUUGAUGUUAGACAUUCACAUUCGUCCAUCCCUGCUUCCUCAACCAGUCAGCGCAUCCUGCGCUUUGUGAGUGACCCGGGACCAGAUAGCAAACCUGACGACAACAACCAGUCAUAGAGCCAACCAAGAGAUGGCCACUAAGUCUCAACUCCUGCCAAUGCCAUUCGUCAGCUAAAUUAUGUUUGAAGCCUGUUUCUCACAGUGUGUUUCCAGAGAUAAAAUUCCUUGGCUGUCACCAUGUCACAGAGCAGUGUAAAUACCGAUCUUACAAUGGGGAGUAGGGGACAAAAAAAAUACUGAAAUUCUAUUUGUCGUAGGUAUAUUUUUGGUUGAUAUUAUUGAGGAUCCAGUUGAUAUAAUUAAUGGAUAACAUCCUCUACAGCUGUUGUCAAGUAUUCAUUCCAGGAUCUGUUCUCUGGUAAAUCUGUCAACAUCUCAUCAAACGGCAGAACUGGGACAUACAAAAGAGCAGCAACACUUCGAGAAACAAGCUCUGGUUCAAAGGUUGGCAUCAAGCCAAGCACACAAAAUGUAUGCCUUGAAACCAAAGGACAAAUUUAUUUUUCUAGCUAUUAUCAGAGACUGCUGUUCAUCAGGUUGUAUUGAAGUAGUUCCAUUUUGAAUUGUAUAUUCUGAUUGUGAUAGAAAGAUAAUCACUGCUACAUGUCCGCAGGGCCCAAUUACAUAUAAUGUCUAAUCAGUGCCAGUAUUUCAACUUGUGGAAUGCACUAUUUACUGGAGUCAGAGACCAAAUCACUGGCAGUUCUGGUCCACCCAGCGAUUCCAGCUUAAGCCAUUUUAACAGUGCAGCCUUUAUUCCAGAUGUUGGCGUUAAAGGGCUUACCGGAGCUCCAGUUGGUGGAAUAGCGAAGAACAGGGGAAAAGGCAGGUGUUGGGUGUGCAGCAAAGUUCAGUGCAGAGGAUUUAGUUUGUCCUGUUGUGAAGAGGGGGGGCAGGGUGGCUAAGUAAGGCGGUGUGGGUAGUUUGGCUGAGCCCAAUAAGAGGGUGAAUGUAAGGAAUGGAGCUAGAUUAACUGAGCACAUUUGAGGGAGAGGUUUGGGAUGACUGAUUGUAUUGGGGGGGGUUGUAAAUGGGAGAACAUAAUCAAGGGAUGGUAUUGGGGAGGUAAGAUUUGGUCUGACUAAAUAAAAUAUGAAGAGAUGGGGUGGCUGGGAACAGAGAUAAGAGGUAACUAGGUUGGGGGGGGGGGGGAAUGAAGGAGCCGAGAGGGAUGGGUUAGUAGUGUGCUUAGGUUUGGGGUGGGCAGUGGUGAUGGUUCAGGUGCAACGCAGCACAAUUUAAGUUUGUUUGGGACAUUUGGUAAAUAUAACUUGAACUUGAAGUUGACAGCACAAAAUGAACCAGAAGUGACACCCUGUUCAGGACGGUGGUGAAUGUUGGUAGCUCGGGUUGACGCGUUUGAUGUUGAGGUGUUUGAUAAACUUGGCAAUUAGCGUGCAGAUGUUUAAACACCAGUUGAGGUGAUGUCCUCAGUGCAUUUAUAUAGCCCCCCCCCCCCCCCCGUUUGCCUGCCCAGUACUGAUUGGCUACCCCUCAGUUGACCUUUGAAUUCUAUAGGUGUUCGUAGAUGGUGUCUUUUUUGAUAUGUUUGUUUACGGAUUCGAAAGUCAACUGAAGAGGAGCCAAACCAUACUGAGGCAAGCAAACGGGUAGGGGGAUUGGCAGGGGCUAUAUAACUACAAGGACUCCCAAAGAGAAACACCAACAACUGCAUACUCAGCACUCCACCUGGACUGGAAUUCCCAAGCUCGGCGAACACCACAUCAAAUGACACCCUGCGUUGAAAUCAAGCUUAUGCUUGGGGGUCGGAUCAGGAGAUCAGCCGUCAGCUUCUAAUUCACAGAGGGAAUCGGGCCCAAGCUCGGAGUGUUUCAGGACUCAGUAAACACCCGUAAUUUUUGUUCACAGUCGUUCUGCAUUCCUGAAACAGGGAGACUCAAUAUCACUAAGGGAAGAUGGUCAUAGGGAAGUAUGUUGGUGUCGAAUGAUUUGCUGCUCUUACUGAUUUGCUUUCAAGAAUAUUAACUAAGUGAUUAAUUUAUGCACUUUUUUUUCCAAAAUAACUUGUUUACAUAUGUUUCAGCACACAAGGAGGAAAGCAACUUGUUGUGCUGUGGGGUAUUUGGAGAUUCUGGUGAGUUGCUCUAAUGCUGGGAUAUUGAUUAUGUUUUUUAAUGCUUGUUUUUCAGAAGCUUUUAUAUUUGUUGAAAGAUGUAUAGUCAAUUAAUUCUAAUAUUGCCAUGCCUGUUCAGUAUGUCAAUUCAAAAGUUUGAAGCGUUCUUCCCGUGCAACACCAGGGAAUACAUCAAGUAAAGGCUUUAGCUAAGAUCUGUAAACCAUAAGUCUGUAUACGUAGUUGUGGAAAGCCCACCCGGUAAGAUCAUGUGUCAGUCAAUGGUCUCCUGUCCAUCUCAGUUUUUGGACCAGAUCUCAAGAGGGAAGCAAGAUGGAAUCAGUACACUGGUGUGAUAUCUGGAUCCACUAGCUGCAGAUAUCACAGAAUCCAGAACAGAGAAGCUCCAUUCUAUAAAGUGCCUUCUCAAAAAUGGAUUGAGAAGCUGCAGCCAGGCUGACGUGAUGAUGAGUUCAGUUUGAGAAACGAUCAUAUGUAGAAGCCCCAACAUAUGGGAUUUCCUCCUAUGAAAAGAUUCCUUGCUGGAAAAAAGUCCAUACUUUGUAAACAAACAAAUGCUAGCAGGGUUGCACUGUAUAUGUGAAUAUGACUGGGAUUCACUACAAGCAUUGACAGAAGCCUUGAGACUCACUACAAACAUAAAUUGAGGAAUUUGCUAAAGAUGACACAAUAGGAACUAGCCACACAAAUGAAACAGCUGAAGUUGCACCAUCUUGCAUGUGGGUGGCAACAUUGGACAAACUCCACAGUACACGACUGGGAAUGGGUUAAAUGUGGCAGAUGGAUCUAACGUACAGCACAGAGAACAUCUCUGCACACUUAGACAAUGGAUAAAUACCCUGAAGAAUAAACAGCCAAUGCAUAGAUGAGUAGCAAUAUUGUAGGAUUUUGAGAGUUUGAGGGGCUUUAAUUGCAAUUAUGCUACUGUCAUGUGUAUCUAAUGAAGUUGCUGAAACCGAGUUGUUUGUAAAAGCUUGUUUUGUUUGGUGCUCCAGUUACUUGUGGCAUUUCUGCUGUACUCUGGUUGUACAGUAGUACUUGGUGUCUCUGAUUCCUAGCCCACAUGGUGGCAUCCUUGUACUAGCCAACCACAGGAGCCAAUUUUGAUACCGUGUAUGUAACAGAGGCAUGGUAUAAUUAAUAAAAUUAUACACAUAA
Messenger RNA from Hypanus sabinus (Atlantic stingray), 6424 nucleotides. RefSeq names its product solute carrier family 9 member A1a (gene slc9a1a). NCBI's taxonomy places the organism in Eukaryota, Metazoa, Chordata, Chondrichthyes, Myliobatiformes, Dasyatidae. Gene Ontology annotation, biological process: proton transmembrane transport; sodium ion transport; regulation of pH. The coding region runs from base 1498 to 3228 and encodes 576 amino acids. The transcript has 12 exons. The record is from RefSeq and is a predicted model, not a curated record. Gene Ontology annotation, cellular component: membrane. Gene Ontology annotation, molecular function: sodium:proton antiporter activity.